AUGGAGGGGCUCGGAAGGUCACCCCUGUGGCUGAGCAGAGAACUGGCUGCCCCUCAGCCUCAGCUUCUCCUCCUGGACUGCCGGAGCAGGGAACUCUAUGAGUCGGGCCACGUCCAGGGGGCUCUUAGUGUGGCCCUGCCAGCCCUGCUGCUUCGGAGGCUGAGGAAGGGAAAUUUGUCUGUGUGCUCCCUGCUCCCCAGCCCCCUGCACCAGCAGCGGCAGCCCCAGCAGCCACUGCCGCUGCCCCCGCUGCCCAUCCUACUAUAUGAUGAAGGCCGAUGUGUCGAGGAGGAAGAAGCCGAGGCGGCCCAAUCAGUACUAGCCACCUUGCUCCAGAAGCUGCAGGAGGAAGGCCACCCUGCCUACUACCUACAAGAUGAAGCUGUGUCCCAGAACUGUGGUGUGUUGGUCCACUGCCUGGCGGGCAUCAGCCGCUCGGUCACUGUCACCGUGGCUUAUCUGAUGCAGAAGCUUCACCUCUCGCUCAACGACGCCUACGACCUGGUGAAGCGGCAGAAGUCCAACAUCUCCCCCAACUUCAACUUCAUGGGGCAGCUGCUGGACUUUGAGCACAGCUUGAAGCUCAAGGGCGAGGGGCCCAGGGACCAGAGGGAUGGCCAGGGAGUGGAAGGGAACCAGCCCCCGACACCACCCUGUUUCUUCACCACCCCCACUGGAGAAGGCGUCUUUGAACUGGACUCCACCUAA
Molecule: messenger RNA, 708 nt
Organism: Gracilinanus agilis (Agile Gracile Mouse Opossum)
Lineage: Eukaryota; Metazoa; Chordata; Mammalia; Didelphimorphia; Didelphidae
Gene: DUSP9
Product: dual specificity phosphatase 9
Exons: 2
Coding region: 1-708 (235 amino acids)
Biological process (GO): negative regulation of MAPK cascade; protein dephosphorylation
Cellular component (GO): cytosol; cytoplasm
Molecular function (GO): MAP kinase tyrosine/serine/threonine phosphatase activity; protein tyrosine/threonine phosphatase activity
Source: RefSeq, a predicted model, not a curated record